Molecule: messenger RNA, 7832 nt
Organism: Paramecium octaurelia
Lineage: Eukaryota; Ciliophora; Oligohymenophorea; Peniculida; Parameciidae
Source: the annotation of a GenBank genome assembly
AUGACAAACAAAGUUGCUAUCUUGCUGGUGCUUGUGGGGCUGAUGAGCUGUAAUUUUUGAUUGUUAUCUCUAGUUGCAAGUGCCUCUUUGAUAAAUGUGCAAUCAUUAGCUCAGAUCGACGUAGAGAGUUUUGGAUGUGACAAAUCGAAGCUGUAUGAUGCCGAAGAAGGCCUCCAGAAACUCGGCGAGGCCCUUAAUUUUGCCCAAACAGGAAGAUUGGAUCAAGACAUAAAGGAAUUGAGAGAAUUACAAAUGUUGGCAAGGAAAGGAAUGGAAGAACAAGUGCAGGUUUCAUUUGUUUAAGUUCACAACCUACAAUACCUUUAUAUGUUGAAGCAUAAAUUUGAUUCCUUGGCACUUAUCGAAAUGCCAAACUCAUUUGCUCGUCCUCAUAUUGACGGAAUGAAAUCUUAAAUUAACUUAGUUUUGGCAGCUACCGACACCCAAACCAGAAAAGCCUGCUGCGAAAUGUUGUUCAAAAUGAUUGAAGUUCUACUUCUAGACCUCCUCGAAUUGGAAGAAGAAUGCUAGAAGCCCAUCACAAUCAACAUCGAGGGAGAAAUCAGAAAAAUCCAAAUCAUCAGAGGACAAUGUGAUAGUACACCCACUCCAGAAUAACCACCAGUCAUCCCUGUUGAUCCAAAACCAAUCGAACCCUAACCUAAAACUCCUAUCAUUAUCAUCCCUCCAAAACCCAAGGAUCCAACUCCAAAACCUAAGGAUCCAACACCCAAACCCAAGGAUCCUACUCCUAAACCCAAGGAUCCAACACCCAAACCCAAGGACCCAUCACCUCAACCACCAAAGCCCAAGGAUCCAACUCCCAAGCCCAAGGACCCAACUCCCAAACCUAAGGAUCCAACUCCUUAACCACCUCCCAAGCCUAAGACUCCAAGUCCAACACCUUAAGUCGUUAUUGAUUGUGUCAAGGGGGCUAAUGUUGUAGGCGACAUGAGUGCAAGCUCAGAUUAAGCUAUUGCUGACUCAGUAAUUGAAGGCAAAGACCUUGCAGGAGCCACUGAUUAUGGUUAUGGUUUCUGGUUAAGAUGGUUGAGCAGAUAUCCAGAUGAAUUGGUCUCAGGAAGAACAAAAAACACCUAUUACUUCGUGUCCAGAUUGACAACCAAUCAAAAAUUCAAUGAUGCAGAAAUGGGAGAUAGAGUUCUGGCCAUCUGGCAUUAUGAUACUGCUUUCCAUUUCACUUCACUAGACAAAGCAUCUCGUAAUCCAAACGUAAAUCAAAACAUCCCAACAGGAGACAUCGAAGGAUUAUGGAGUUAUGUCUACUAUUCAUAUAGUGGAAGAUUAAAGAAGGCUGUUGGUUUAUUGAAAUUUGGAGCCAGUGGAAAAGUACAAUAAAUCACCUUAGAUGUCACUCACGAUAUUCCCACAUAUUUGAGAUUAAUUGUAGGAGGUAGAUAGUUUAGUUAUCCUGGAUUCAAUGGGUAAUUCACUAAUCCAGUCUUCAAGAUUGGUGAAGGAGCUUAUGUUAAUUCUGAAUUGGAAUUGUUCGAUUACAAUCUUAAAUGCAAUCCUUAUCCAAAAUUAGAUUGUACCGAAAGAGCUAAACAAACCUUAAUCCACAAGGCUGUUAGAUACAAUGUUAAGACUACAAAAGUACAAACAGUUAAAACUAGUCUUGAAACACCAUUCCCUGAAGAAUAUUCAGUUAGUGGUUGGUUUAAAUGGAAGUAAGUGGAGAAUUAAGAGCCAUGGCAUUUAAUGUUCAGAGUGUUUGCUACAAAAGAGAAUAACAAUGCCAAGAACUUGGGAGAUAGAGAUUUGGCAGCUUGGAUUGGUACUGCAAACGACGGUAUUGUGUUGUUGUCCACUUACUCAUAUAAUAACUUAUUUGGAGAAGGUAAUCCAAACAUUAUGAAUUAAAUUCAACACAAGAAUAGAAUUUAAGAAUGGACAUUUGUCUACUUUGGAUAUUCAUUUAAAUAGAAGACUGCUCAUUCCAUCGUUCACUUCAAGGAGGCAAGAGAAGAGAGAACAUUUGAAAAUAUCAACCAUUUCUUAGUUUAAAGACUCUCAAUCAAUUUGGCAAAAGAUGACCAUUAUCCUUCUUGGAACGGUAUCAUCGGCAAAUUCAGAAUUGACUUGUGUAAUGGUGCUUAUGAUCCUAAAUUCCCAAGAACUGCUACUCCAGUUCCAAGUCCAUCACCAUUGGGUCCAACUCCACCACCUUCAAAGACUGUUGAACCACCCCCCAAGACUCCAACCAUCAAACCACCUCCUAAACCCGUUAAGCCACCCACUCCAGAUGUUGUAGUAUCACCACCUCCUCCCAUCAUUAAAACACCAGAAGUUAUGCAAAAAUGUAUUGAAGGCCAAGCUGCAAUCGGAGAUUCAUCUUCAGCCCCUGAUGUUAAACCAGUUGCUGAUAUCCAAGUGCCUGAAGAAGCCUUGAAGGACGUUACAGAAUAUGGUUAUGGAUUCUGGAGCAGAUGGUUGACUAGACAUCCAGAAUAGUUAUUUGAAGGAAUGAGUGAACCAUGGUAUUUCGUAUCAAGAUUGACCUCAAAUGAUCCAUAUGACAAUAUUAGAAUGGGAGACAGAUUGUUGGCAAUCUUCUUAAGCAAAGAUGGAUACACAUUCAUCACAAAUGAUAGGGGAACUUCCAACCCAAAUCUCUAUAAGUAAUAACCAUACAAGGACAUCGAAGGAGUUUGGACAUACAUUCAUUUCAGUUUCAGUCCAUUGAAAAAGAAGGCUGUUGCUUUUGUUCAUGCCAACAAAGAAACCUCACAAAUUGAAUUGGCUGGAAUCACACAUGAAGCUCCAAAGAAAUUGAGAUUCAUUUUGGGAGGUAACGAUCUCAAACUCUAUCCUGGAUUCAACGGUUAAUUCACAAGACCAGUAUUGAAGAUCGGUCCAGGUUCAUUCAUUGGAUCUCCUGAAGAUGUUCAAAAGUAUGCCUUAUCAUGCAACCCAUUACCAGAACCAGAUUGCAAGAAAGGAAGAGGAGUCAGCAAUCUAAUUGAAUCAACAAAAGAAUUCAACAAAGGAAGUGAAGUCACAAUGUUUGUUGCUGAUAAUGAACGUCCAUUUCCAGAUAACUAUGCCGUUGGAGGUUGGUUCUUGUGGACACCAACAAACUAAGAAGAUUGGCAUUUAGCAUUCAGAGUUACAAUCAAUGGAUAAAAACACAAUAAGAAUGAUUAAUUGCUGGGAGACAGAGAUCUCACAACCUUUUUGAGCAAAACAGGUAGUUAUCACUUUGCUACCUAUACUUACACUGAUAACUUCGGUAAAGGAAAUCCCAACAAGUACAUCAAUACUGAACAUCAAAACAAACACACAGAAUGGCAUUACAUUUACAUGGCAUAUUCAAGAGAGUAAAAGAGAGUAUUGACUAUUCUCUUCACAAAAGGAGAUAGACAAGUCAAAUACAUCGAUGAAGUCAAUCAUUAUCUUGCUCCAUUGUACAAGAUCUUCUUAGGAAAGGAUCAAUUCUAUCCAGCUUAUAAUGGUUAUUUAGCUAAUGUUCAAUUCUUUGCUUGUGAAAGUGCAUACGAUCCCGAUUACAAACCACCUGGAUAACCAGAAGUACCCAAGUAACCUGAAGUUCCAGUUAAACCACCUGAGCCAUAAAAGGAACCAACAUGUUUGAAGGGUGACACAACCAUUGCUGACACUGCUUUUGAUUCAUAAAAACCAUUGGUAGAUUUUGUAUUGGACAAACCAGAAUAAUUGUAAGAUGUUAGAGAAUAUGGGUAUCAAUUCUGGAUGAGAUACAUGACUCGACACCCUGUCCCAAUGUAUCAAGGUAAGAGAGCUUCUUGGUACUUUGUUGCCAGAUUAUCAGGCAGAAAAGAUUUUGAAGAUGUUGGAAAAGGUGAUAGAUUGUUGGCAAUCUAUUAAGCUAGAUCAGAUUAUGCAUUUGUUACCAAUGAUCAUAAGAAUAACAAUUUCAAUACAGAUGCUGGUCGUUUUGAAUUUGGAGAUAUUGAAGCUGUUUGGACAUUCGUUCAUUUCUCUUAUACUUCUGCAGGUAAAGUAGCUUCAUGGAUCCAAUAUGACAAUAGUGAACCAAAGACUUUUUCAGUUGCAGCUACUCAUGAUAAACCUGAUUAUUUAGAAUUUGUUUUAGGUGGUACUCAAGGCAAUACUUACCCAGGAUUCAAUGGUCAAUUCACAUCAGUUGUUAUCAAAGUUGGAUAAGGUUCAUUCGUAGAAACAGCUGAAUAAUUCCGUAAGUUUGCUAUCAAUUGCAAUCCUAAACCACUCCCAGUUUGUAAUAAAGCUAAGGAAGUUGUUUUGAUUGAAAAAUCUAAGAGAUUCGAAGCUUAAAACAGUGAAGUCAAUGAAAUCACAUCUCCAGAAGAGUAAGCAUUCCCAGAUGAAUACUCCGUUAGUGGUUGGUUCAAAUGGAGAUCAACAGUCAUGGAACCAUGGCAUUUAGCUAUUCGUCUUCAUCAAAAUAAGGGUAUGGAGAAUGCCAACGCUGCCAAGUUGGGAGAUAGAACCAUAGGUGCAUUUGUUGGAAAUAAUGGAAACUAUGCAAUCACAACCUAUACCUAUACUAAUUUGAAUGGAGAAGGUGAUCCAAAUAAAUAUGUUUAAGUGCCCUACAAGGAUCAAUUAGCUUAAUGGCAUUUUGUAUUUAUUGGAUACAGCAGAGCUAAGAGAUAACUUGUUGGUUUCUUGUAAUGGAAGGACAGAAAGGAAAACAUUAACUUGGAAAACAUCAAUCAUUAUCUAACCAAUUCAGUCUAUGUCAAUGUAGGAAAGGAUAGAUUCUACCCAGCAUUCAAUGGUCACAUUGGUUCAUUGAAAUUGUAAUUAUGCAGUGGAGCAUUCACCCCAGUAUUCCCAGAAGAUCCUUAACCACCUUAGGUACCAUCUACUCCACCUCCUCCCAAGCCAGUUGACCCAACAAAGCCUGUAGAUCCUACUAAACCAGUUGACCCAACAAAACCAGAAGAUCCAGUUCAACCACCCAAACCUGCAGAACCUGAAAUUGUCAGAAAGUGUGUAAGUGGUUAAGUUCAAAUUGGAGAUAUGCCUUCUAGUGGUGAUAAAGUUGUUGAUCUCAAGGUCACUGAAGAUAAAUUGGGAAGUGCAAUUGAAUACGGAUAUGGAUUUUGGACCAGAUGGCUUACAAGAUGGCCAGAUACUCUUAUUAAGGGAGCCAGCGAACCAUGGUAUUUCAUCUCUAGAUUGACAAAUAAUGAUCCAUAUGACAACAUUAGAAUGGGAGACAGAUUAUUGGCUAUUUGGUUAGGUUAGGCUGGUUAUACAUUUAUUACCAACGAUGUUGCUUCAGGCAAUCCUAAUCUAAAUAAAUAAAUACCUUAUGGAGAUAUUGAAGGCGUUUGGACCUAUAUUCAUUUCAGUUAUAAAUCAGGAUAAGCUGUUGGUGUUGUUAGAGUUGGAGACAAGACUUAAUUCACAGUUCUUGAUGCCAAACAUGACUAACCUAAAUUCUUGAGAUUGAUAGUUGGUGGUUCUGAUCUCAAAUAAUAUCCAGGAUUUAAUGGUCAAAUCUCCUCACCAAUUCUUAAAUUAGGUGCUGGUUCAUUUGUAAAUACUGAAGAUGAUUUCAAUAAAUUCGUGUUAGCAUGCAAUCCAAGACCUGAACCAGAUUGCAAGGGUAAGACUGAAAGCAAAUUGAUUGAGGGUAUAAAGAAAUAUGAAUCUACCCAACCAGAUUUCUAUGAACAUGUUAGAGACGAAAAAUCUCUCUUCCCAACUAUGUAUGGUAUUGGAGGUUGGUAUAAAUGGGAACCAACAAAAUAAGAACCAUGGCAUUUGGCAUUUAGAAUUACAACAAAUGAUUAGAAGACUAAUAAGAAUGCCGAAGUCUUGGGAGAUAGAACACUCGCAGUUUGGUUAAGUGAUCAAUAAUUGUAUGCCUUUGCCACAUAUACUUAUACAAACAUGUUCGGAGCUGGAUAACCAAAUGCAGCCUAAGUGAUUAGACAUUAAGAUAAACAUACUGAAUGGCAUUAUAUUACCUUCUAAUAUAACAGAGAGACCAGAGAGGCUUAUGGAUCCACUAUAUUUAAGGAUGGUAAAUUAGAUGUGAAAUUCCCCAAUACAAAUCACUACUUGGUUCCAGUGUUAAGAAUUUUGAUCGGAAAAGAUCAAUUCUACCCUGCAUUCAAUGGAUAUAUUGCUGAUGUGACAUUUGUUAAUUGCCAAGAUCCAUACAAUCCACAAUUCACUCCAGGAAACCCACCUGAAUUACCAAAACCACCUGUUAUUCCAGUUGAACCACCUUAACCAUUACCUGAACCAAAAUGCUAGAUGGGUGAUGAGACUGUUGUAGAUUCUGCAUUCGAUGAUGUCAAACCAUUGGCUGAUAUUGAAGCAACUCCAGAGAAUUUGAAAGACAUCAGAGAAUACGGCUAUUCAUAUUGGGUUAGAUAUUUAAGCAGACAUCCAAAACCAAUGUAUUAGGGCAAGAGUGAACCAUGGUAUUUCAUGAGUAGAUUGACAGUCAAUAAGGAGUAUUAGAAUGUUGAGAAGGGAGACAGAUUAUUGGCCAUCUGGUAAGGUCAAGGAGCAUACACAUUUAUCACAAAUGAUUAUAAGACCAGUAAUUGGAAUUCAGCCAAGAACAUUGAAUAUGGAGACAUUGAAGGAGUUUGGACCUAUAUUCAUUUCAGUUACAGUAGUAUCACUAGUUAAUCAGUUGGUUUUGUUAAGUACACAGGCAAAGAACCCUAAUCAGUCACAUUUGAUGUUACUCAUGAUAAACCAACAUUCUUAAGACUCAUCAUUGGAGGAUCAGAUCUCAAAUUAUAUCCAACCAUCAAUGGUCAAUUAACAAGAGCUGUAUUUAAGAUUGGUGCUGGUGCUCAUCUUGACACUGUUGAUGAAUUGAAUAAGUUUGCUUUGGCUUGCAAUCCUCAACCAAAAGAAGUCUGCUCCAAGGCUGUUGAAUAAGUUCUCAUUCAAGAAUCCAAGAAGUUCGAAUUAGCCAAGGCUACAGUGUUGGAAAUCCCAUCUGAUCCUGAAGCUGCCUUCCCAUCUGAGUACAGUGUGUCUGGUUGGUUCAAGUGGAAAGAAACAACUAUGGAAUAAUGGCAUCUGGCCUUCCGUCUCCACAUCAAUAAGGAAGAAGCAAACAAGAAUGCUGAGAGAUUGGGAGAUAGAACAUUGGCUGCCUGGGUUUCACCAGCUCAAGAUGGUAUCUAUGCCUUUGCCACUUACACCUAUAAGAAUUUGAAUGGAGCUGGAGAACCAAAUCUGGCUAAGGUCAUUCCUCAAAAACAACAGUAAACAAAUUGGCAUUUCAUCUUCUAUGCUUACAACAGAGAUACCAGAAAGGCAGAAGGAUAUGUUCAAUUCAAGGACAGAAAGGAAACCAUACUCUUUGAAAAUGUCAACCAUUUCUUGGUCCCAUAGGUUUACUUGAACAUUGGUAAAGAUCGUUUCUAUCCAUCAUGGAAUGGCCAUAUUGGUAAAUUCAGAAUGAAUCUAUGCGGUGGAGCCUCCAGACCUGUUUUCCCCAAUGGUAUUCUAUUCUUUUUAUUAUCCCCUUAGAUAUUGAUGUUCCUCCUCCCGUGACCCCAACUCCAAAACCACCAGUCUCUGAAACUAAAGAGUAAUUUAAAUUUAAUAUAUUUUAGAAUCUGUCUUAUCAAUACUAAAUUGGUAGAGGUUACUAAGAACAACGUCAAAGAUGUUAUCAAAUAACUUGAAGCCCUUGAAAACUCAGAACCUACUGAAAAGACAUGCUAUUGUACUGUCCCCAAGAAGGCCUCCAUGUUUAUUGAGCUGUAUGGAGAAGAAUUAUCUAAUCAUGUCGACAACCCAGUCAUUUAAAGAUUAAUAGCUCAAAAUCAGGUGCGUUUGAGGAUAUGAUUUAUCAAAUUAUG